AUGGAAUCCGCGGAACCGCCCUCUAACACGCGAGAUGAGGACGAUUCGGCCUCAAGCUCCGACCGAACAGUCUCACAUAAUACUGAAGAAAAUGAGUCCGGUAAAGAAAAGGGACCGACUGAACAGAAACAAUCGGCCAGUAUUGAAACCGAUGCAGACGACCGUGGGGAGGAAAACGUUCCCUUUGACAACGACCAGAAGAUAGCCGAAAAUAUAGUGCCCAGAAUUAUGGAGGAAAUCGAUCUGCGAGCUCAGGCGGCUGCCGAAGUAUACAGUGAGUGGUUCGGGUACCGGUGCAACAAAUUCUUCAAGCAUAUGCUACCGGGCCUAACCGAUGGACAAAGUUUCAGAAGGCUGAAGGAGAUAGAAGAGGACGUCAUCAGCCUAACAAACGCCAAGGAUCCCAACGAAGCCAUGUACCGACACGCAAUAGUUGAACCGCAUGCUCGGCUACAAAAGCUAACCGUACAUAUACGAAAGCUUUCAGAAAGGUAUGUUGCGGGAACACCGAAGGCUAAAUUACAACUCUUGGUGCUGGAUAUACUUGAGAUAAAGAAAGGGGAGUUCAUUGACGAGAUAGAGCGGCUUGAAGCGAAUCGAGGUGAUACGUCUCCUCUAGCGGAUCCGGUCAUCAACGAAACCGACGAAAGGACAGAGACUCCUUUCACCGGGCCACUUGAAACCGAUCAACCUGGGAAUUCGGAAUCGGCCGUCACAGAAGAAAAAGUCAAGUUUCUCAUUGAAGAGUUUGUCCACACCGCGGUCAAGCCCUGGAAGAAGAAAGCUAAGAGGGUCGCGGUUCAAGCAUUCAAGAUGGUCGAGACAGCAAGGAAUGACCUUGGGAAGGCAAACGAGCGGCUUACAGAGAUCGAAGUCAACUACCGUGACAACACGGUUCUGUACGACGCUCAUCUUAAGCGAACCGAAGACUUGGAAGGUACGACAUCAAAACUGGUAGAUGACUUGGAACGGUUUCAAGAGAAAACCGAUCAACGGCUCACAAAGGUAGAUGAGGACCUAGGGCGGUCAAGCACCGAUGUCGGUUCGACACUUGACAAGGUCACAGAUCUUGAAAAGAAGAAUGCAAGCCUUGAGGACCGAAAUACCAAACUUGAAGCCGACCUCAAGGCGGUCACCGAGCAGGUGAAUGAAUUGAUGAAGGCCAAGCUUAAUGCUGAUAAAGCGGUUGAGGAGGCAAAUGCUCAAGCGGCUAAAGAACUUCAGGAUGCCCUGGAUGACCAGAACCGGACAGAGAAGGAGGCACCACGGUCUGAUGCGAACUUCAACGAUCGCUUACGGUUAUUAACGGCCAAAGAUCCGGAACUUGCAAAAUCCAUAGCAGCUCGAGAAGACAAGGAGGCAGAGCGGUUAAACAAUGAAAAACAGAGGCUCGCCGAAUAUGCCAAGGCUCACAAGAAGAUUGAUACCCCCAUGACUCAUCGGGAGAAUAGUUCUACCGGUGAUGAGGCUAACUAUGAGAAGUGGGAAAUGUCAAAUCGCAUGUGUCUCAUGAUCAUAAAGUGCGGCAUUCCAGAGAAUGAUAAGGAGGAAACAUACGCAAUUUUAGCAUUCCUUAUUACCUUAAAGUAUAAAGGCAAUGGUAAUAAAAGAGAGCACAUCUUGGAAAUGUCCCAUAUAGUUUCAAGGCUAAAGGCACUUAAACUUGAUCUUUCCGAAGAUCUUCUUGGGCAUCUGAUACUCCUCUCGCUACCAUCUCACUAUAACCAGUUUAAAGUGAGCUAUAAUUGUCAAAAGGAGAAAUGGUCUCUUAACGAGCUCAUUUCUUAUUGCGAAAAAGAGGAGGAAAUGUUGAAACUGGACAGGACCGAAAGUGCUCAUAUAGUUACUGCUCUCAAGGUUAAUAACCUAAAGAUAAAGAAUAAGGAAGUUGUUAAGAGUCCUUAUAAGAAGAAACAAGUCAUAUCCGAGGGUUGCCUGAGUCAUCGGUUGCCAAUUGAUGUUGAAAGAUUCAUCUAUGUAGGCGAUGAGAAAACAAAGCUCGUGGAGGUAAAACAUCUCUUUUAUCUCCCCGUCGACAGAGAGGAUUCACAGAGUGAGAAAUCCCAAAGUGAAUUUAAGGGUUGUGCUAGAUUGGAAUAUCCAUCACCCGAAAUUUAUCCCAAGUACAAUCAAGAACAAUGGAAGCUAAAAGUAUGUUCUACUUCUAGUAAUUGA
Impatiens glandulifera is the source of this 2175-nucleotide messenger RNA. RefSeq lists its product as uncharacterized. Bases 1 to 2175 code for a protein of 724 amino acids. The transcript has 6 exons. Lineage: Eukaryota; Viridiplantae; Streptophyta; Magnoliopsida; Ericales; Balsaminaceae. The record is from RefSeq and is a predicted model, not a curated record.